AUGGCAUCGAAGAAUAGAAACAGAGAUAAACAGUCCCUCAAAUGGACGGUGGUUCUAUGUGCUAUUAGUUUCUGCCUUGGCGUGCUCUUCACCCACAGAAUAUGGGUGAAUCCUCUGUCAUCAGAGGACCAUAAUCUUUACGGCAGACGACAUUUGGGUGAAUCUAAGGUCAUUUCUGAUGAUGAUUGUGAGAGAAAUAAGGAACUAAUUCAUGAUGAUGAAGUUAUUAAAGAAGUCAAUAAAGCACACGAAGCCAUCGAAUAUUUGGAUUCGUCUGUUGCUAAGUUACGUUCGGAGUUGCCAUCAUCGAACAACAACAUUGGAGAUUCUGAGAAUUCAACUAACCAUGUUGACAUAAUAAGAAAAAAGGUAUUUAUGGUGAUUGGUAUAAACACGGCAUUUAGCAGCAGAAAGAGACGUGAUUCCGUAAGAGAAACAUGGAUGCCUAGAGGUAAAAAUAUGGUUCAACUUGAGGAGGAAAAGGGCAUUGUGGUUCGUUUCAUGAUUGGUCACAGUGCAACAUCCAACAGCAUUUUGGACCGAGCAAUUGAUUCGGAGGAUGCCCAACAUCAAGAUUUUCUUAGGCUUCCACAUAUCGAAGGAUAUCAUGAAUUAACAGCAAAGACAAAAUCAUUUUUCGUAACUGCACUAGAAAGGUGGGAUGCUGAUUUUUACGUCAAAGUGGACGAUGAUGUUCAUGUAAAUUUAGGAACCUUAGCCGCAACUCUAGCACGCCACCGCACAAAGCCCAGAGUUUAUAUAGGGUGCAUGAAAUCAGGCCCAGUUCUUUUUCAAAAGAGUUUCAAGUACCACGAGCCAGAAUACUGGAAGUUUGGAGAAAUAGGGAACAAAUAUUUUCGACAUGCUACUGGUCAGAUAUAUGCUUUAUCCAAGGACCUCGCAGAAUACAUCUCCAUCAAUCGGCACAUUCUGCACAAAUAUGCUAAUGAAGAUGUAUCUCUCGGCUCCUGGUUCAUCGGUCUGGAAAUCGAACACAUUAACGAUGGUGGCAUGUGUUGUCAAACUACAAGAUGUGAUUGGCGAGGAGGAAUCUCACCUGUCUGUGCAGCAUCAUUUGAUUGGACUUGCAGUGGCAUUUGUAAAUCGGUGGAGAGAAUGAAAUAUGUACACAUGAUGUGUGGUGAAGAUGCUUCCACUCUCUGGGAUGCCCUUCUCUGA
Molecule: messenger RNA, 1179 nt
Organism: Striga hermonthica
Lineage: Eukaryota; Viridiplantae; Streptophyta; Magnoliopsida; Lamiales; Orobanchaceae
Source: the annotation of a GenBank genome assembly